Molecule: messenger RNA, 825 nt
Organism: Pieris macdunnoughi
Lineage: Eukaryota; Metazoa; Arthropoda; Insecta; Lepidoptera; Pieridae
Source: the annotation of a GenBank genome assembly
AUGAUAUUUCAUGCUAAAACUUGGGAACAGGUUUCUGUCUUAGCAGAGAAAGGUAUAAAUUGCGUCUCCAACUGGCUUCAAAACAAUCUGCUUAGUCUAAAUCUCAGCAAAACCAAAUUUAUGUGUUUCAGCAUAACAGAUCGCUCCCGCCCAACGACCCACACGUGCUAUAACCAAUAUCCAUGCCAGUGUCCUGUUCUCGAAUACACCGAAAGUAUAAAAUAUCUAGGAAUAAUAAUAGAUCGAUACCUCACUUGGAAAAAGCACAUUGAUGCACAGUUUUCUAGGAUCAGAAAGCUUAUGUUAAUCUUUAAUCGACUGAAACGAGUAGCGGAGGCCGAAGUUAUUAGAAUAAUUUAUUUAGCACUUUGUCAGUCCAUUCUCACAUACUGUAUAUCGGCAUGGGGAGGAACGGCUGAAUCUUUAUUGAUUAAGUUGGAACGUGCACAGAGAGCAAUCCUUAAAGUUGCCUAUCGCAGGCCGUGUACAUACCCCACAGUCAAACUCCACCUAGAAACAAAAACCCUCUCGGUAAGGAAGCUUUACAUCUUGGCGACCUGUUCAAGAUAUCAUAGAUUCCGUGGGCUCACAAUUCAGGACACAUCUAAGAACAGACGUUUUGCAUUCCCAACGCCAAAACGAAGGACUGUGUUUGGACAACUCUCCUUUGCAUUUAGGGGCCCCUUCCUUUAUAACAAAAUUUCCAAAUCUAUGGAUUCUGAGAUCGUAAAACUAUCCAGAUAUAAAUUAGCAAGUCACAUAGAAACUACACUAGCCAAAUUGGAUUUCGAAUCUACAGAGGCAUUACUACAUAUAUUGGUAUGA